This is a messenger RNA of Corythoichthys intestinalis (scribbled pipefish), 6162 nucleotides long. Its product is annotated as CREB-regulated transcription coactivator 2. The coding region runs from base 273 to 2477 and encodes 734 amino acids. Lineage: Eukaryota; Metazoa; Chordata; Actinopteri; Syngnathiformes; Syngnathidae. Gene Ontology annotation, cellular component: nucleus; cytoplasm. Gene Ontology annotation, biological process: positive regulation of transcription by RNA polymerase II; protein homotetramerization. The transcript is spliced from 15 exons. Gene Ontology annotation, molecular function: cAMP response element binding protein binding. The record is from RefSeq and is a predicted model, not a curated record.
GCGACCGAACAACACAAGCUGUCGGAAUCACGAAUGCCGUCUGAACAGUUCGAGCGCACAUUUUGACAUGACGAAAAAACUCCCCUAGCAUGGCGUACGAGCGAAACAAACCAAGUUAGACUACGAGUGAAUGCGUUGCAAGUCAUUUGGGUUCAAGCGGUGACGAUGCGGCGUUCAAGGUCAAUUUUCUGUUCUACGAGGUCAUCGGGCCUCAUCGGGCGCGAGCAAGCGCGGCCUCCGAAGGGGAAGGCGGAGUGAGCGCUCGCGCGCUUAUGCGAUCUCGGAGGGCCAGCGCACGUCAUCGUGCUGCGGUGGCGGGCGAGCGCAACAUGUCUGCGGGCUCAGGCGGCCCAGCGCCGGGACCCGGCGGCGGCCCCGCGGGGGUCGGCCCCGGUGGCUCCAACCCCCGCAAGUUCAGCGAGAAGAUCGCCCUGCACACGCAGCGGCAGGCCGAGGAAACGGCCGCCUUCCAGGAGGUCAUGAUGGACAUCACGUCGACGCGGCUACAGGCUCAGAAGCUCCGCCUGGCCCGCACGCAGGGCCCGUACUACGGCGGCUCGCUGCCCAACGUCAACCAGAUCGGCCGCGGCCCUCACGACCCGCAGAGUCCCUUUCCGCUGGAGUCUGCUCGCUCCACGCGUCAUCACGGCUUAGUGGAGCGCGUUCACAGGGAGCGCCGCUUCGUAUCACCCGUCGGGCCCUACCGCAACCGACAGGUGGACAACGCUCCCUACAACUACUCGUACUUGUCUCCCCCCACGGACCCCAGCUGGAGAAGGAAUUGGGCCGGAAUCUUCCCGGGGGAUAAAAGCCUGUUGCGUCUCCCGAGCACGGCGCUCAACAGGACCAACUCGGACUCGGCGCUCCACACCAGCGUGAUGAACCCGCCGCCCGGCGACCCCUUCGCCGCGAGAGGUCACGCCCACGGCGGAAGACACAACGUUUUUCCGUUCCCCGUCCCGCCCAUCGAGGAGAACGUGAUGGAAGACGGCAAGCUCCUCCCCAACAAAGCUUGGGACGCCAAGAAGUUUCCCAUGAUGACCUCCAGACCAAAGUCGUGUGAAGUUCCUGGAAUCAACGUGUUCAUGUCGCCGGAGCAACCGUCGGCCCCCGCCCACGGCGUGCCCCCGGCGCUCAACAUCAGCGGUUCGCUGCCGGACCUUUCCAGCCUUCACUUCCCGUCGCCGCUGCCCACGCCGCUGGACCGGGACGAACCCGCCUACCCCGGCGGUAGCGCGGGCAACCUGGCGUCAACGCUCACCCAGCUGGGCAUCGACGCCGACCCGGGCGACGGCUCUUUCCGCCAUCAACACCAAGCGGGCACGGCGGGCAACCCGUCCCUGCAGUCGUCGCUGAGCAACCCCAACAUCCAGUCGUCGCUGAGCGCCCGCCCCUUCGGCAACUCUCUGAGCUCGCCGUCGUCGCUGAGCAACCCCUCGCUGCGCUCGUCCCUGGGCUCCUCCCCCUCCCUGCCUUCUUCCCUCAGCGGGCAAUCGCUGCAGUCCUCCCUCAGCGGCUCCUCCCUGCAGUCGGGCGGCAACCCCGCCUCCUACGCGCCGCCGCUCAGCACGUCGCCGCGGAGACGGCCGCAGCCUUCGCCGACGAUCCCGCCCGGCGUGGGAGCGGACGCCCGGCGGCAUCACGCCAAGCCGUUUUCGCCCACCGUCUCGCCCGCGCUGUCCUCCAUCGCGCAGGGCGUGGCCCUGGACACCAGUAAGAUGGUGUUGGAUCAACGCUUAACGUCUUACCCGUUGGGCCAGCAGCACCAGGGUGCAUCACCCCACCAGCAGCCCCUCCUGACUCAGCAUCCGGCGCAGAUGGUCCACCUCCAUCAGCCGGCGCCGCAGAACCUGCUGAGCGCUCAGCACUUUACCACGCAGCAGCAGCAGCAACAUGCGGGCACCUGUCAGGCGGGUUCGCCGCUGGCCAAGAGCGGCAGCAUGUUGGAGCAGUACCUCCACGGCGCGCUGAACUCACAGGUUCCACUCAAGCAGGAGGCGGACCCGCAGAGGAGCGGCAGUCUCCCCCAAUCGCAGCUGGCCCCCGACCUCUACAAUGACGCCUUGCUGAACUCUCUGCUGGACGACUCGUACCUGCAUCUACAGCUCGACGGCAAAGCCGCCCAGCAGUUCACCACGGAGAGCCCGAGCGGUGGCGGCGGCGGGCGAGCGGACUCUCAGGCGGCCCAGCAGUCCGGUUUCCAAAGCCUCCUCAACAACCAGAACCAGAACCUCAACUACGGCGGCGGCGACACUCGCCACAACGUCCCCAACAUCAUCCUGACCGGAGACUCCCCGCCAGCUUUGUCCAAAGAGAUUACCAGCGCCCUGUCCCACGUGCCGGGUUUCGAGAUGGACCCCUUCUCCCUGGACGACCCGCUGAGGAUGGACGCCUUGGCGCUGGACAUGCUGGAGGGCGACCUGAUGCUGGCCGACCCCGCCGUGGAGGACUCCUUCCGCUCGGACAGACUCAAGUGAGACGGAAGAGAAAGGAAGGAAAGCGGCUGCGGCCGCCGACCCCCUUCCUCACAAAUCAAGUCGAUCGGGGAAAAAAAGGACGGACGGCUCUCCUCGCCCUCACCGCGCCCCGAGGGCAUUAAGCGGCCCAAAAAACGCUUCCCCCGCGUUGUCGUGUUUCUGCCCGGAAAGUUCUGAGCAGCUCGAGGUCCGCGGGCCGCCACGCUUUUCGCAUUCGCUCGGCUGAACUGGCGGGCCGCCGUCACAUUUCGGCGACGGCGAUAGACGUCCGAUCCGUUCGGACCGAUGACGACGACUUGAAAAGUUGAACCCGUAGCGGGAAAGAUCCGACGGGAGGAACCUUAUAAAAAUAGACGGCCGGCGAUCGUACGACGGCUCUUCUCGUCACCGACCCGUCCGUGUCAAGCCGCGUUGUGUCAUCACGGUCAGGAACGGAGCAGUAACAUCUGUCCCCAUCAAAAAAAAAAAAAAAAAGAUGUGCCGUAUUUAAUAGGGACGGAAAGCUCUGGGUAGUUUGCGAUACGAUUAGCGAUACAAGGCUAACAAUCUCACGAUAUGGCAAUACAACAAUCAUGAGUCAGGAAAUGGUUUUACUUCCUGUUUUCGGGGCAUUUAUGGAUCACGUCCUUUUGAUUUGGGGUUAUUGAACAGGAAGUUGUCAGGGAAUUUUUGAACUCUGAGACAAGUAUCAACAAAUGGCUCAAAUGAGAGAAAAUAAUCAGACUCAGCUAAGGAUUGCCUACUUCAAGGACUUUAUAGAUAAACAAGAUAUAUGUAUCUCAAGGGUACAAACAAUGUGAUCCUGUGACCACGCAGAAGUACAAGUAGAUAAUACAAGUCAAGCCUCUACAUACUGAAGAAAGGGCGUUAGCUAGGCUUACUAUGAAACGAUACUUACUAUGAAAGCAGAAAUGAAACUUAUUACAGCCCAACUCUGGUGAUUUUCCACAGAAAAACAUCCUGCGUUACGACCUCGAGCACUAGCUCUAGCUGGUACGAGAGGGAGUCAAAUCAGAUAAGGUAGUCAACAGAUACCCAUUGUAAAAUGUUCAAAGGAAUAUAUGAAGCACACAUAUUUGGAUCGCACGAACAUGAAUACAGUCUCACAUGCAAGCAUAUAGUUUCACAGCAGUUAAUAAGUGUGUUUUAUAAGCACGAAUACAAUAUUCUUUCACAGAAGUGACCUGAGAAUGUCCCCAAAUGUGACUCCAAAUCGACAUAAAGUGACCUGUAAAUGCUCCAAAACCGGUGCUCCCUUUCAGUGCCUUUGAUGGCGCUAGACUGCUAAUCCGGUCUAAAUGAAUUAGGGCUGGACCUAUCAAUUAUUUUAGUAGUUGAUUCAGAAUAUUUAUUGUCAUUGUUACAAAGAAAGCACAACGAAACUUUGUUUGGAGCAUCCAUCCAGCUCAUACAGCUAAGUUGGUAAAGUGCAAACCCAUAAAAUAAAUACCCAUCAGUACCAAGUGUAAACAUUGACACAGUUUUGGACAUAUGUACAGCAAAGAUUCAACAGCAGCAUGAGGUCGUGUCGCUGUUGAAUCUUUGCUGUACAUAUGUCCAAAACUGAUGAACUAGGUAGGUACUAGUAGGAACAUAAAAAACUAGGCAGGACUGAACGGGCCCCCUCGCAGUUUGGCGCAGCUCUGACGUCACGCAGGUCAAGUCCUAACCAAUCAUCUUAUGAGAACCUAACAUGCUCGAAACUCACCUCUUUUUUGAGAUUAGAAAUACAUUCACGCAACUAGGAGAAAAAACCCAAUUGGAGAGAGUACUACCAAAAAGGGGACGCUACUGAGCUGUGCGACCACGCCCUUAUUCAAAACCAAAAUGUAUCUUGGAAUUGAGCCCAUUUCUGUACCUUUUAAGCUGCCUAAGUCCCUGAAAAAGUCUUCCUUUUAACGGUGAACAAAGGGUGGUCACGGCAACCGACAGACGUGGACGUUGUUCCUGUUCCCACUAGGGGGCGCCAGGCCUAAUGGGUAAUAUUUUAAUGCAGUUGUGUUCAGGCUGGGAUACCUCUCAUACAUGCCAGAUAUGAAAAAGACUGCACCUUGUAUCAUGGAGUUAUUAGUCAUUCACUGAAUUUGCCGUGUUGCCACAAAAUGACUGACUUUGGUCAGGCCGGUGAAUGAAACCUCACCAUUUUAAUAAUUAAGAUAUAUGUCUCAUGAACAGUCUCACCAAUUUUGAAGAGUAACUCCUGAGGCGCCAAGGUCUUAAAUGCGCACCCUGUAAAUCUGUAAAAAUUUCACAUUCAAUCCAAAAUACCUGAUUUCCUCUUGUGUUUGGAAUAUAAGUGCAAGAGACUUUUUGGAGCGGUUUUGCACAACAUAUCGACUGUGCAAAUUUCAUCGCACUACAUUAAAAAAAAAAAAAAACUUGGAGAGGCCUAUUUGAAAAAUUCAAGGAGGUGCCAUUGGGCCAUUUUGUUACAUUUUUUCGCAGUGUUGCAAAGUUAUCGAAAUUUACGCUAAGCCACAUGUAUGUGCAGAUUUUGGUGACUUUUCGAGCAUGUUCAGGCCUCCAAAUGGGCAGUUUUCAUUUGCUAUGAAAAAAAAAUCCUUUGCAUUCCAAUAGGGCUCUCGUACCAGUUGGGGCUCGGGCUGUAAUUAAAAUGAGCUGAGGAUCUAGGUACAUCAAAAGAACAAUUGGCUAACUUAUAUAGCAAAAGUCUGCUAGCUUAAAUGCUAUAAAAAGCUUUUUUUUUUAAAAAAAAAAAAAAAAAAAAAAAGUGCUCUUAACAAAACGUCUUAACACAUUCCCACAAAAAGUGGCUAAAUAUACCUGUAAACUAAAUUACAAAUGCAUUUUAAAAAAAAACAAGCUAAAUUUUUGUUUGAGCUAAUGUUGGUCUUAACGGGGAGCAGCUGGAUUCAGCCAUGUAAAAUGAGUUAUGUCAUAUUCACUUGCCACUAGAGGGCAGUGUAUCCACCAAAAUCAGUCAAACAAAAUGCAAACACUUUCAAGGCAAACGCCACUACGAAACGAACUUUUAACUCGCGCCAUUUACAAGCAAUUGUCAUCCGUCAGGGGUUCCUCCCGGUCCAAACGGGUCGGACGUCCGGUGCCGUCGACGGCAGCCAAUGAGAUCAUGUGCCAGGUUGUCUCGCUGGCAAAAGUGUACUCGUAGCCGGACUACUAUUUUCCGUACUCGCCGCUUCGCUAUGCAACCGCCAGAGGGUUUUGAUGGGGGCGGGAUCACGAUUGGCCCAAAUGCGACGGGAAGCACGUACGCGCGCUGGCGUGCGCACACUCAGGAAAGUCCUCGCUCAAGCUCAUCUUGGAACGGAUUUGAAAAAUCUCUCUCUCUCUCUCUCUCUCUCUCUCUCUCAGGCGUGUUUGAACAGCAAGUUGAAAGUGUGACGCUUUUAUGCAAGCAGUGGCGGGGAAUGGGCAUCGUGGACGUUUGCAGCCAUAUUUGCUAUUUUCACGUCACCUUUUUACAAGUGGAAUGUUCUAAUGCUUUUAGGCUGAAAUAAUCAUUUGUAAUAAGCAGGGACAUCUUUGUACAUUUGAAUGUUUGCAAAGCAGCUAACAGAGAUUUAUAAAACUGUUACCUUAUGUUUUCGUUUUUUUUGUAUGCAGUAAAUAAACUGUCAAUUGUCACACGCAGACUGGAGCGUGCUACUUCAAAAUAAAAGCAGCAGUACCGAAAAACAAAAAGCACCAUUUGGAGAGGAUGAAA